Molecule: messenger RNA, 9576 nt
Organism: Bombyx mandarina (wild silkworm)
Lineage: Eukaryota; Metazoa; Arthropoda; Insecta; Lepidoptera; Bombycidae
Gene: Ten-m
Product: teneurin transmembrane protein Ten-m
Biological process (GO): motor neuron axon guidance
Source: RefSeq, a predicted model, not a curated record
AUGAAUAAAAUCAGCCAGCAACUGAUCCUUGAUAUGUCGGACGUUAUGGACCUGGCGACUCCUAAUUACUCGACACCCAUAAUUAACACAACUUAUGUGGCCAGUCUGCAAUUCGACAUGCGAGCCAUGGGCCCGCUAUACAACUCCACACAUAUGAUCAUCGACGCUAUCGCCAAUAAACAAGCUUAUCCUGAAGGUUGUCUUCUUGAAGGUUCCCGGCUACCGCCCGAUGUGCCACCCAGAAACCCGACCAUAUCUCGGCUGAACGGCCGCAUAACGGGCAACCCCGCCGACCUCGCUGACUUCGAACCGUCGUGUUUGGUCCGCACACCUUCGGGAAACUUCUACGUGCCUUCAGGAGACAUCCAAAAAAAUCCUUCAAUGGAUUACAAGUCGAAUUCGUCGUGCAGCAGUCCGGGGAAACAAGACAAAAACACCCUGGAGAGGAUGGAUCGGGGCGACCGGGCCCAUCCCGCGUUCGGAGCCCCGGUGCCCGUGCUGCCUGUGAGGAACAACCUCAGGGCCACCCACUUCCCUCCGACCGCUUCCAGGUUCCACUUCAGGAAGGGCCUCUCUUCACGGUGCUCGUGGAAAUGCACCGCUAUCGUCUUUAUAAUACUCUUCGUUCUACUUUUAGCGAUCGCUUCUUAUAUGUCAGCAUCUUACUUCGUCAACUGGUCAUAUCAAAACUCGAAAGCGUGCACAGUUAUAGUUGGCGAAUCGACGGAGAUGUUCUCGGCUUCGAAAGCGACCACUCUCGAAGCGAGCAACAAAUCUCUCGCGAGACCUCAUCAGGGCUCGUCCUCGUCGAGCUUAGGUAACGAGCAAAACCAUUCCCGACACCGUAGGAGCGUAGAUGUAGAAGGGCAUGCUUCUGUACAACCUAUCUCUACUAUGGAUCUUUCCACUGCUGUAAAUAGUGUGCAUGAUAUCUCUCCGCCUUCCACUGUUAGCUUGCCGCAUGGUGUGACGUCGACCACUUCCGCUCAAGUAAGUGAAGAAAAUGGGGAUGCUAAUGCUUUUGUGUCUGCUAAUACCGGUGAUCUAACCAAGGGAUCGCUUACAACGCGUGACGACGACAAAAUAACAACGGUACCUAGUUCGACUGUAAGAGUUACAAGUGCUAUUAAUUUGAAUGAAAAUUUUGAUAAUGCUGAUGAUGUAACAGACAAAACUAAACCAUUACAUGUUAACCGACUAAUUGAAAUUCCGGUUUUCGAAAAAUUCACUAUGGCAACAAAAAGAGAACAAGAGGAUAUUGCUUACGAUCCAGACGACAUGCAAGGGGACGCUUUCCCAUCUAUAUACGCAUACGGUAAUCAAAAGCGUCAAUACCUUAAAAUUUUAGAGAGACUAAGAGAGGCGUAUCAAAAAAUUCAUAUCUACAACGAUACGGUGAAAAUUGACAAGAAUUUAGAUAAAUUUCAUUAUGAUAGUGACAAUAAUGACAAAAUUGACGCUGUUCCUAAAACAACAUCAACUGUAAAAGUAAUAGCUGAUACUGAAACACCUGAAAUGAUUCAAACUAAAACAAGUACAGAAACAUCUUUAACCAGUGAAAUAACCGUUAAGACUCCAGUAAUAACUACACCAAUAGUUAGGGCUGUCACGCAGAAUGAAUUUAAUUCACCCGAGUUUGUCACUACUACACCAGCACCGAGUGUUUUUACUACCAAUAACCUUAUCACAACCACAACAACAGCCACGCAGGAAGCGUCGGAUGAAAAUGUAACACCGACUGUAAAUAUAGCUGAAGCGAGAACCUCGGAUGUGACUAAUCCUAAACACGUUUUAAUUAAUCUAACAAUAUCAGCUGAUGACGCCGAUUCGUCCUAUAAACCGCUUUAUUCAUUGACAGUAACAGUUCCAACUGUAGGAGCCCCGAAUGAGUUACCUACGGUCAAAAUUACUCCAAUGGACGUUCAGCCAACGCAGUCCAUGAAAUUCGAUAAACCUGUUGUACUAGAUGGAAUAAGUAAUCAAGUUAACACAACAACUGAAGUACCAAAAGUCGCUACGAUUGAGAACACUGAAGAUUGGGGUGGAAUCUGUGAAUGUUCUUGCCCGAUUUGUGGCUCUAACAACACAGAUGAUUUUUAUGAUGAUUACACAGACAAAUCUAGUACAACGGAAAGUAUUCCAGCUUCAACUGAGGGUGUAGAUAGUACACCGAUAGAAACAACGACAGAAAAUGAACCAAUUGAAAGCAAAACAGAAACAAAUCCGGAAACAACCACAGAAACUCUAUCAACGACUGACCUCAUUGAUACAGACUCUACAAUGGAACCGACAACAUAUCCUGAAGCUUCGACCACAGAAGUCACACAAUGUGUCUGCCCAAAAGUUAAUCCUCCCAUUAUUCUAAUAUUAGAAGGUGGGCGGACCUUUCCUGCUCAGUCGUUCCCGCCAGACGGAACGACAUUCAAACAAAUAACUUUAGGCGAAAAAUUAUCAAAAGAAAUCCCUCCAUAUAGUUAUUGGAACAUGCAGUUCUAUCAAUCACAGUCUUCGUACGUGAAUUUCGACUACUUGAUACCGCGUGGCGCGUCGAUUGGUGUUUACGCGAGGAGAAACGCGUUGCCAACGCACACUCAGUAUAACUUCUUAGAGGUCCUGACCGGAUUCAAGGCUCGGACUACGAGAGCCUCGUAUCCAUCCGUAAAGAAAGAGGUAACCCAUUAUAUGGAACAAGGACCCUGGUUCCUUUCUUUGUACAACGAUGACGGCGACCCUCAGGAGAUCUCGUUCGUUGCAUUGGUAGCUGAAGAAAUGACGCACAACUGUCCUAAUGGAUGCUCUGGAAAAGGAGAGUGCCUGAUGGGCCAUUGUCAAUGUCAGCCCGGCUUCGGAGGCGACGAUUGCAGCAAAAGUGUGUGCCCUGUCCUCUGCAGCCAACGUGGCGAGUACAUCAACGGCGAAUGUCAAUGCAACCCGGGCUGGAAAGGGAAGGAAUGCUCACUGAGACACGACGAAUGCGAGGUACCGGACUGCAACGGGCACGGCCAUUGCGUCAACGGAAAGUGCUCCUGUGUCAGAGGAUACAAGGGGAAGUUCUGCGGCGAGAUCGACUGUCCCCACCCGACGUGCUCGGGUCACGGGUUUUGCAUCGAAGGAACCUGCGUCUGCAAGAAAGGAUGGAAAGGAGCCGAUUGCGGGACUAUGGAUAAGGACGCUUUGCAGUGCUUGCCGGAUUGUUCGGGACACGGAACCUUUGACGUAGAUACACAGACUUGCUCUUGUCACGCUAAGUGGUCCGGGGAGGACUGCUCUAAAGAAGUGUGUUCGUUGGAAUGCGGUCCGCACGGGCGCUGCGUUGGGGAGUCGUGCUCGUGCGCCGCGGGCUGGUCGGGCGAGUUCUGCUCGGUGCGGCUGUGCGACGCGCGCUGCGCUGAACACGGCCAGUGCAAGAACGGCACGUGCCUGUGCGUGUCGGGAUGGAACGGACGACACUGCACGCUGGAAGGGUGUCCGCGCAGCUGCGCCGGCCACGGACAGUGCCGCGUGGACAACGACGGCCGCUGGGAGUGCAAGUGCUUCGACGGCUGGGACGGCCCGGACUGCACCACGCUCAAAGAACAGAUCUGCGACGACUCCAGGGAUAAUGAUAAAGACGGACUAGUGGACUGCGAAGAUCCAGAGUGCUGUCAGAGUCCAGCCUGCAAGAGCAGUCAGCUCUGCGUGUCGUCACCCAAACCCACAGACAUUUUGCUCCGGAAGCAGCCGCCUGCCAUAACCGCGUCGUUCUUCGAGCGAAUGAAAUUCCUCAUAGACGAGGGUAGUUUGCAAAAUUACGCGAAACAAGAGACGUUCAACGAAAGUAUGUUUUGGAAUCACUUCAACACGAGUCGCUCAGCGGUGAUCCGUGGUCGUGUGAUCACGACCUUGGGUUCUGGAUUAGUCGGAGUCAGGGUCUCGACGUCUACUCCUUUGGAAGGCUUCACUCUGACGAGGGAGGAUGGUUGGUUCGACCUCCUGGUUAAUGGAGGCGGAGCUGUGACCUUGCACUUCGGUAGAUCGCCGUUCAAAAGGUCCACACAAGUUGUCUUCGUGCCGUGGAAUGAAGUGGUGAUCAUCGAAGAAGUGGUUAUGACCACAGCUGACGAAAAGACGGGCAUGGGACCUCCUCAGGCGUGUUUGGCUCACGACUACGAUAUGAUGAAACCCGUUGUUCUUGCCACGUGGAAACAUGGAUUCCAGGGCGCUUGUCCAGAUAAAAGCGCUAUACUGGCCGAAUCACAGGUGGUCCAGGAAAGUCUGCAGAUACCAGGAACUGGCUUAAACCUGGUAUACCACAGCUCUCGCGCAGCCGGCUACCUCUCCACCAUACAACUUCAGCUCACCCCCGAAAUAGUUCCACCGACUCUAGCCCUUAUCCACCUGCGCAUCACCAUCGAGGGAAUCCUCUUCGAGAAGACUUUUGAAGCAGAUCCGAUCAUAAAAUUCACUUACUCGUGGAAUCGUCUUAAUGUGUACCGUCAAAGAGUGUACGGAGUGACCACGGCUCUGGUCAAAGUCGGUUAUCAGUACACGGACUGCAAGGACAUCAUAUGGAACGUGCAAACGACAAAGUUGAGCGGCCACGAUAUGAGCAUAUCUGAUGUUGGUGGCUGGAACCUGGAUAUACAUCAUAGAUACAAUUUCCAUGAAGGUAUACUCCAAAAAGGCGACGGCACCAACAUCUACCUGAAGCACAAGCCUCGUCUCAUCAUCACCACAAUGGGAGACGGCCGCCAGCGUAAGCUUGAGUGCGGCUCCGAAUGCAUCGGGCCGGCCACUAAACAGAGGCUACUGGCUCCGGUCGCGCUCGCCGCCGCUCCUGACGGGUCCAUCUUUGUCGGAGACUUCAACCUGGUCAGGAAGAUCAAUACCGAUGGCACCGUGCGGACUCUGGUCAAAUUGAACGCCACUCGUGUUUCUUACCGCUACCACAUGGCGCUCUCACCGCUGGACGGGACGCUUUACAUCUCCGACCCUGAAUCACACCAGAUCAUCAAGGUCCACAACACCGAAGACUUCAGCGAUCCAGAACAUAACUGGGAAACUGUAGUUGGGUCUGGUGAAAGAUGCCUUCCUGGAGACGAAGCGCACUGCGGAGACGGUGCAUUGGCUAGGGACGCCAAGCUCGCUUACCCCAAAGGCGUGGCCGUUUCAGUGGACAACGUUCUUUACUUCGCGGAUGGCACCAACAUCCGUAUGGUAGACCGUGACGGAAUCAUCACAACUGUAAUCGGAAACCAUAUGCAUAGGGCCCACUGGAAACCGAUCCCUUGUGAGGGGACUCUGAGUGUUGAAGAAGUUCACUUGCGCUGGCCAACGGAACUAGCCAUCAAUCCUUUAGAUAACAGCUUGCACAUAAUAGAUGACCACAUGAUACUGCAAAUGGCACCUGAUGGGAGAGUCAAAGUGAUCGCUGGACGACCCUUGCACUGUCCCGCACCAGUAAGCGGGUACGACAUGGAACUGGCUACAUAUGCUACAUUGGUGAUGCCUCAAAGCAUCGCAUUCGGAGCAGCAGGGGAUUUGUACGUAGCAGAAAGUGACUCCCAGAGAAUCAAUAGAGUUAGACUGAUCACUACUGAUGGCAAAAUAUCUUUGUACGCCGGAGCCGAGUCUAAAUGUAAUUGCUUAGAAAGAGGCUGCGACUGCUUCGAAGCCGAUCAUUUCUUAGCGUCCAAUUCAAAAUUCAAUACUAUCUCAGCGGUGGUUGUCAGUCCUGAUGGUAUUGUCCACAUUGCCGAUCAGGCCAAUUACAGGAUUCGAUCGGUGAUGGCGAGCAUUCCUGAUGCUAGCGGAACAAGAGAAUACGAAAUAUACUCACCGGAUACUCAAGAAAUAUACAUAUUUAACAGAUUCGGUCAGCACGUGAUGACCAAAAACAUUCUGACAGGAGAAGACAACUACGUAUUCACGUAUACCGUAAACACGAGGAACGGUAAGCUGAGUACUGUCACGGACGCCGCCGGGAAUAAAGUGUUCUUGCUUCGAGAUUAUUCCAGCCUCGUUAAUUCGAUCGAAAAUACGAAAGGUCAAAAGUGCAGACUCAAAAUGUCCCGGAUGAAAAUGCUCCAAGAACUCCGCACCCCGGAUAACUUUAAUGUUACAUUCGACUAUCAUCGCACAACCGGGCUUCUCAAAUCCAAAUACGACAGCACUGGACGCAGCUACAUCUACAACUACGAUGAGUUCGGUAGACUGACGUCGGCUGUGACGCCGACCGGUAGAAUCAUAAACCUGACCUUCGAUCUCGGACUCAAAGGAGCGAUUGUUCGUGUGAGUGAAAAUAACAGAAAACCAGUCUCCAUAUUAAUCAAGGGAUCCUCUGUGAAUACCAAAAUCGGGGAAGCAGAAAAGAAAACGAUAAUUUCAACUGACGGUAGCAUUUCUUCUAGCAUGCCUUGGGGACAUGUUAUCUCAACUGAUACUGUUCCUUACACAAUUUUAGCUGAAAUCGACCCAAUAUUAGGAGAGAGCUAUCCAGUACCGGCUAAACAAAGGACUGAAGUCGGCGGCGACUUGGCUAACCGAUUCGAAUGGCGCUACUUCUUGCGAAGACUGAUGUCAAGCAAAGGAAAGAGCAGCAAGGCCGUCGCUCAGAUUGGCCGUAAGCUGAGAGUGAACGGUGAGAACCUACUCACGCUUGAGUACGACAGAGAUACCUCUACAGUCGCAGUUUUCAUGGACGAUAAGUACGAACUCCUGAAUGUGACUUACGACAGAACCGCCAGACCAGUUAAGUGGGGCCCGCGAAGUGGCAUAUUCUCUGAAGUGGAAUUAGAAUACGAUAGAUUCAAUAGAUUAACACGUUGGAGCUGGGGCGAUUUGAACGAAACCUAUGGAUUUGACAGAGCGGGAAGAUUACACGAGAUAAGAUAUGGCGAUGGUUCUUCAUUGGCUUACUCAUUUAGAGAUAUGUUCACUAGUCUUCCGUUGAAAGUAACCACACCAAGAGGAAGCGAUUACCUUUUGGAUUACGAUGAGUCUGGGGCACUGCAAAAUCUCACCACUCCACGGGGCCAUAUUCACACUUUCGCUCUCAUGACAUCACUCGGAUAUUUCAAGUACCAGUAUUUCUCUCCGAUGAACAGGCACCCAUACGAAAUAUUUUACAAUGACGACGGACAUAUUCUCUCGAAGAUAUUCCCUCAUCAAUCCGGGAAAAUCCUUUACGUAUACGACGGCACCGGUAAACUGGAGACGGUCUUAGCUGGAGCCUCAGCUAUACGCUACGUGUACCACGAUAAUACGCACCUAGUUAAAAACGUUGAGAUAUCCGAUCCAGAUUACGACUUGAAACAAGAUUACAAAUACCACGCGGGAAUACUGAAAGAUGCGAAAAUGAAAUUCAAUUCAAAAAGCGGCCUCAAUAACGCACACUUCAAGUAUCAAUACGACGGUAACGCUAGGCUUUCUACAAUUGAUGUCAACAUCAAUAGCAAGGAAAUGCCGCAGCUAAGGCUGAAAUACAAUCAAAACCUCGGCAGCCUUGAGGCGGUUAGCGACCUGAGGAUCUACAGGAACACGUUCAAUCGCACCGUCAUGCAAGACACCAGUAAACAGUUCUUCACUAUUACCGACUACGACGACCACGGCAGAAUAAAAACAUUUUUAAUUAACAUCAAAGCUUUUGACGUCUUCCGCUUAGAACUAGAAUACGACGCGAGAAAUCGAAUCAAAACGAAGAAGCUCAUGAUCGGCGACACCGCCUUCAGCGAACGAAUAAGCUACAACUACGACGGGCAUCUGAUGGAAGUGGUCGGCUCGGAGGACGACCUUAAAUACAACUACGACGAGAACGGCAACGUCAUUGGCAUUAUCGAGCACGGCGAGAAACGUUAUCUCGGCUACGACAUCGGCGACCGAGUCGUCCAGUACGGUGACGUCGAGUUCAGCAGCUACGACGGCCGCGGCUUCGUCGUGAGGCGCGGGGAGCAGAAGUACCGAUAUAACUCGCGAGGGCAGUUCGUACACGCGUUCGAGAGAGACAAGUUCCAAACGUGGUACUACUACGACGACAGAAGCCGGCUAGUUGCUUGGAAGGACGACAAAAACAAUAUAACACAGUUCUUCUACGCCAACCCCCAAACGCCGACCCUGAUUACGCACAUGCACCAUCCUAAAACGGAAAAGACCGUCAGACUACUGUACGAUCAGAGAGACUUCCUAACGUGCAUUGAAACAGAAGAACAAAGGUUCUACGUAGCUACAGACCACAAUGGAUCGCCUCUAGCCGUGUUUGAUGUAAAGGGCGAUAUUGUAAAGGAAAUCAAGCGGAGUCCGUUCGGAAAGAUCAUCAAGGACUCCAACCCAAGUUUCUACGUACCUGUAGAUUUCCACGGCGGCAUAUUUGACUAUAACACCAACUUGAUAUAUUUGGAGAACAGACUUUACGAUCCCGUAGUGGGACAAUGGAUGACACCUAGUUGGGAACACCUGGCCACGAAACUGAGUCUCCCAACAGACAUAUUCAUAUAUAGAUUCAAGAACAACGAUCCAAUCAACAAACAGCAGAACGUUCCGUACAUGACCAGCCUGAAUAGCUGGCUGCAACUCUACGGAUACGAUCUCAAUAAAAUGAUGGGAUCUAAAUACAUCAACGACAUGAUAUUCCAGCCGAUGACGUCAGUGACUGCGGCGCAAUUGGCACCCGAUUUCGGUGUGAUGUCCGGACUACAAUGUAUCAUUGAAAAGGUCAACGACAAGCUUUCUGACAUAGAAUUCGUACCAACACCCUUACUCAAGAUGGAGCCCAUCACAAGAAACCUUCUGCCGCGAGUCUCAUACAAGCGUGGUGUAUUUGGUGAAGGCGUUCUCAUCUCGAGGGUCGACGGCAGAGCGUUUAUAAGCGUCGCGGACGGAGCCAACAGCGUCGUCGAAGACGUUAUCACGACUGUCUUCAACAACUCUUACUUCUUGGACGUGCACUUCAGUAUCCACGACCAGGACGUCUUCUAUUUCGUGAAGGAUAAUUCACUUAAGAUCCGGGACGACAUGGAGGAACUGAGGCGACUGUCGGGGAAAUUCAACGUGUCCCAAGACGAAACUAACGACCAGGGACUAGAGGUCCGGGUUCACGCUGUGGGUAAGGGCUCUGCUCAAGCUGUCAUAGUACUCCGUUACGGAGUCGACCCGGCCCAAGAGCGAAUCAAAUUACUGAAGCACGCUCACAAACGUGCCGCUACUAGGGCUUGGGAGAGGGAGAAAGCUCUCGUGGCGGCCGGCUGGGAAGGGCGGGGCUCCUGGACCGAGGAAGAGAAGGAGGAACUCAUCUCACACGGUAUCGUAGACGGCUGGGCAGCGAGAGACGUCCAUUCCAUAUCGAAGUACCCGCAGCUCGCCGACGAUCCGGCCAACAUUGUCUUCGUGCGCGACGGGAGAAGGAAACGAAGAAAGAGUGGCCGCUCUCGUCACCGCUCGUGACUUCCUAAAGCCUACGUCAAACGACGCCAUCUUGAAUUGAAAAACUGAAACUAGCCCCUUGACUGGGUUCAGUGUGCUUAGUGCGAGUUUUUUAACGUUCUCGAUAUCGUAAAAGUUAGCUCAUAUUUGUAUGGAAUGGGAUCGUUUGUGUACGUUUGC